Boleophthalmus pectinirostris (great blue-spotted mudskipper) is the source of this 2678-nucleotide messenger RNA. It is a transcript of the gene coro1ca, whose product is annotated as coronin, actin binding protein, 1Ca. NCBI's taxonomy places the organism in Eukaryota, Metazoa, Chordata, Actinopteri, Gobiiformes, Gobiidae. Gene Ontology annotation, molecular function: actin filament binding. The record is from RefSeq and is a predicted model, not a curated record. The coding region runs from base 145 to 1563 and encodes 472 amino acids. Gene Ontology annotation, biological process: actin filament organization; cell migration. The transcript has 11 exons.
GGGGCGGAACCCAAUGCACAUACUUGUGUCAGCACUCCCUCAGCACAGCACCAGGCGGCUUCUCCUGUAGGAAUCUAUCCGGAUACUUUCCAAGCUGUGUCCUAACACUACCGAGGCAAUCGAUUUGUUUUUCUUUCAGGAGAUAUGAGUUUUGUGAGAGUGAGCAAAUAUCGUCACGUCUUUGGCCAGACGGUGAAGAAUGACCAAUGCUAUGAUGAUAUCCGAGUAUCCAGGGUCACAUGGGACAGUCAUUUCUGUGCUAUCAACCCUAAAUUUGUUGCUAUAAUCGUUGAGGCUAGUGGUGGUGGAGCCUUUCUUGUUAUUCCUCUGCACAGGACAGGAAGAAUUGACAGUUCACAUCCCACGGUGUGUGGACACAAAGGCCCAGUGUUAGACAUUGCUUGGUGUCCCCACAAUGAUAACAUUAUUGCAAGUAGCUCUGAUGACUGCAGCAUCAAGAUAUGGGAAAUUCCAGAAAAUGGGUUGCUCUCACCUCUAGAAGAACCUCUUCUGGAACUGGAUUACCACUCCAAGAAAGUGGGCAUAAUCUCAUGGCACCCGGUAGCAAGUAACAUUCUUCUGAGUGCAGGUUGCGACAACAUCAUUGUUAUCUGGAACUUGGACACACAGGAGGCGCAGAUUGAGUUGGACAUGCACCCUGAUCUCAUUUACAAUGUUUGCUGGAACUUCAAUGGUAGCCUUAUUUGCACUGCCUGCAAAGAUAAGACUGUGCGUGUUAUUGACCCUCGCGAAAACAAGAUUAUUGCUGAAAAAGAGAAGGCCCAUGAAGGCGUUCGGCCGAUGCGAGCCAUUUUUCUGAAAGAUGAUAAGGUGCUCACCACUGGCUUCAGUCGCAUGAGUGAAAGACAUGUGGCUCUAUGGGACAAGGAUAACAUGGAAGAACCCUUGGCAACACUGGAGUUGGAUGUGGCUAGUGGAGUGCUUUUGCCUUAUUAUGACCCAGACAGUAACAUAGUUUACCUUUAUGGAAAGGGCGAUACCGUGAUUCGCUACUAUGAAUAUACCAAUGAGGAGCCAUAUGUUCAUUAUAUCAGCACUUUCUCAUCAGCUUCCACCCAGAGAGGCAUGGGCUUUAUGCCAAAAAGAGGGCUCAAUGUCAGUAAAUGUGAAAUAGCCCGAUUUUAUAAACUCAGUGAAAGAAAGUGUGAACCGAUUGUAAUGACUGUUCCAAGAAAGUCUGACCUUUUCCAGGAAGACUUGUAUCCAGACACAGCUGGACCAGAACCUGCUCUGGAAGCAGCUGAGUGGUUUGAGGGCAAAAAUGCAGAUCCCAUCUUUAUCUCACUUAAGCCUGAAAAUGUCCCAACAAAGAACCAGGAAGUUAAAGGAUUGAAGAAGACCAUUUUGGCCAACAGAGUGGCCAAGAAAAAGGAGAAUUCAAGCAGUGCCAAUCAGAGUGUUGCAUCAUCAUCAUCGGAUACUUCUGAAGUUCUGAAGUUGCAGGAGAUGGUGCAGGAGAUCAAGACUCUUACGGAGCUGGUCAGCAAUCAGGAGAAGCGAAUCAGCCAGCUCGAAGAGAAAAUAGCUGAAAUCACAAAAUAAACCAUGCAGUUUUGGCGCUCAUGCUUUCCUUUGCCAAGACAACUUUUUGUAAAACAUAUUUUUGUACAGCCAUGUCUUGCACCUUUCUUAUUGAGUCAGAAGACCAAAACAAUUUCAGUGUCAAAUGUUUCCAUUAAUUUUAAACACCUGAACACUAGUUAUGCCUGAAGCCAACUCAGCUAUUCUUUUAAAAGAAGAUAGUAUAUACUGUAUAUGUUGGCUCCACAUUUUUCCUUUUUUCUUUUUGAAAACUUAACAUUCCAAAUCAUUAGUUCAAAUCCUGUAAGGCUUCUCUGGUUUUAUUCCAUAAUGAUGUUGGAUGUCUUAAAAGUUACAGUAUCAGGUAAAAGUCCAAUAUGACUUGACAUGAAGACCUCAAUUGUCUAAUCGUGUGCCUCAUGCCUUAUCUACUUAUAUUGUAUUGGGGUUUUAUAUUAACUGUUGACUGCUUCUUCAGUGAAUUGUUGGGUUGUUCCUCCUUGAACUUAUUUUAAUACCAUUUACUUUGCUUAAACCAUUCCCUCUUAGUGAUGAUAUUCAGUCUUAGCUCUUGUAUUCAGUUGGCACAUACUAACUCUGUUGGUCAAAUUUUUUGACUAGUUUCUGGGGGGACUGGGGGGGACAGUCUGUUAUUUGACUUUACUUCAUGAGACUGCUGUAAAGACCAAAGAGUGCCAUUCUUGUGGCCAUGGAAGUGUUUUUGAUGGCUGUGUGAACAAAUGUGUUUUUUAGAGUGAAGGUGGCCUGCUGCCCACAUGUACCUGUUGAGGGGCAAGCUGUUGAGUCUCUUUAGCCAUCAUGGCUGCAAUUCUCAAAGUUAACGUUUUACUUCAAUUAAUGAGAUCUAUGGAGAGCCUUAGAUUUGUACCUGUUAUGUCCAUAAGACUGAUGCUCUUAAUUUGUUGUACUGAUGGCCCAGUUUGAUUAGUAGAAAUGCAAAGGGACUUUGUAGGUUGUGAGGAGUGAAUUUGACAUGUAUGUACCAAGGGUGUGGGAAAUGGAGCAAAUGCUGUGUAAACAAAUAUCUGUAUUUUUGUUCUGUGUUUGUCUGUUUGGGAGCUGGGUUAUAAUUUUUAUAUUGUUGCUUCAAAAACAAAAAUAAAUGGAUAAAUCAU